AUGCCGAAACGCAAGCUCUCCGAGCUCAACGGCCCCGCGCGGUCCAGCGACGCCCGCAAACUCUCCAUGCAGGCCGUACGACUGACAAACAAGUUCGACAACGGCGUCCAGCUUCUCAUACGCGGCCUUAAGGUAGCGCGUGGCUUUGAGCGACAGAAACUGAGCCGGCGUGAGAAGACGGCAAAGUCGCAGGAGAAUGCUUCCACGACGUUGUCACGGUUGGCGGAAGAAGUGAAGGCUUUGAAGGAACUCGACUACCAUGCAACUGCAGAGAAGUACCUAUUUAAGCAGCUUUCCAAGACAAAGCGGAUUGCAGAGUCAUCUGUGUUCGGCGAGUUUCAAGAAUCGAAGAAGAUCUCCACGGAGGGACCUAAAAGCACUGCCGAAGCGAAUAUCCAGGCGCGACUGUUCAAGUCGACCCCCGUACAAAAAGUGUUGCCGGAUAUCAUGGCUGGAAUUCGGACACUGCUGAAGUUGGAGGAGGUGCCGGCUGGAAAGCAGCAGAACACCAAACCCAAGACGGAUACAGCGCAGAAGGAUAAAUCAGCGCGCCGGAAGCCAGACGAAGUGGAGUCCGAGUCAUCGUCAGCGGAGGACAAGGAAGCCAAGACCGACACCAAAAAGAAACCUGUCUCGGCUUCUGAACGCAUUUUUCAAUCAGAAGAAGAUCAAGACAUCUCUGGCGCAGAAGGAUCAGGAAGCGAAGACUUUGCCGAAUUCGAUAAUCUCGUGGGUAGUUCAGACUCCGAAGACGAAAACUCCGCAAAGCACGACCUCCAAACUCAACACAACCGUCAAGCAACAACAGCAGACGACAUCUCCAUCUCAUCAGUCUCCCGCUCGCCCUCACCCUCACACUCCUUCUCCGCCGCAGAAGACUCACCCCCACCACCAACCAAAAAGCCCAAGGGCAGCACCAAAUCCUCCAAGGCCCCAGCAACAGACACUACAUUCCUCCCCUCACUAAUGAUGGGCGGAUACUGGUCUGGCUCUGAGUCCGAAGCAACAGAUGACGAAGCCGCAGCGGGGCCACCAAAGCGCAAGAACCGGAUGGGCCAGCAGGCUCGGCGCGCUCUAUGGGAGAAGAAAUACGGCGAAAAAGCGAAUCAUGUCCAGAAAGAAAUGAAGAAGCAGAAGAAGAACAGAGAUAGUGGGUGGGACGUUAAGCGCGGUGCUACGGACGCUGGGAGGCGUGGCAGACGGCCUCAGAAUCGCCGUGAUGAGCAAACGGGUGCUAAUACUAUGCCUUUGGGUAAAGCCAAGAGUGCAGCGCAGGACAGUGGGCCGUUGCAUCCUUCUUGGGAGGCAAAGAAGAAGGCGAAGGAGCAGGCGUCCACCGCCUCGUUCCAGGGGAAGAAGGUUGUGUUUGAUUAG
Messenger RNA from Penicillium riverlandense, 1374 nucleotides. Its product is annotated as BUD22 family protein. Gene Ontology annotation, biological process: maturation of SSU-rRNA. The transcript is spliced from 2 exons. The record is from RefSeq and is a predicted model, not a curated record. Gene Ontology annotation, cellular component: nucleus; 90S preribosome. Bases 1 to 1374 code for a protein of 457 amino acids. NCBI's taxonomy places the organism in Eukaryota, Fungi, Ascomycota, Eurotiomycetes, Eurotiales, Aspergillaceae.